Punica granatum (pomegranate) is the source of this 1830-nucleotide messenger RNA. The record is from RefSeq and is a predicted model, not a curated record. NCBI's taxonomy places the organism in Eukaryota, Viridiplantae, Streptophyta, Magnoliopsida, Myrtales, Lythraceae.
CUUUGAGAAGGAUUCAUUCCCCUCUCAUCUGUUUGAUGUUCCUCUUCCCCCGGCUUGUGCUUCGACUGUUGGGGGUUUUGGGGUUAGGGUUUUGAUCCCUGCCGAGUGGAAGAGGCAGGAGAUGCCGGGCCCUACAGUGGAGAUGGAUCCCGUGGAGCCGCAGUCGCUCAAGAAGCUCAGCUUCAAGUCCCUCAAGCGUGCCCUCGAUCUCUUCUCUCCAGUCCAUGGCCACAUUGCUCCUCCCGACCCUGAAAGUAAAAAGAUUCGCUUGAGCCACAAGAUUAAUGUCGAAUAUGGAGGAAUUAAGGGUACGGGAAGUUUGCCGCCUCGGCCAGCCAGAGCUGCGCCGCAGAAUCAGGGUCAGCAAGCUGAUGGGUCUUCCGAUGUCCUUGCUCUUCCAGGCCCAGAAGGUUCUAAAGAACCACGGAAGGAAGAGACUCAGAAUGCUUUAGUUGUUGGCCCAUCUUUACAACCGAAGGGAUUAAAUGAUGUGGUUCCACAAGGCAAAAGCACUGCAAUAAUCUCUGCUUCUGGAUCAUCAGAAAGAAACUAUUCUACUUCUGCGAUUAUGGAAAGAAUUCCAAGCAGGUGGCCUCGUCCCGUAUGGCACCCCCCAUGGAAGAACUACAGGGUCAUAAGCGGGCAUUUAGGAUGGGUUAGGUCAAUUGCAUUUGAUCCAAGCAAUACGUGGUUUUGUACUGGCUCUGCUGAUAGGACAAUCAAGAUAUGGGAUGUGGCCUCUGGAAGGCUAAAGCUUACACUAACAGGACACAUUGAACAGAUAAGAGGCCUUGCUGUUAGUAAAGAGCACGCGUAUAUGUUCUCUGCUGGUGAUGACAAACAAGUCAAAUGUUGGGAUCUUGAACAAAACAAGGUAAUCAGGUCUUACCAUGGCCAUCUAAGUGGCGUUUAUUGCUUGGCUCUUCAUCCCACUCUAAACGUCUUGCUUACUGGAGGGCGAGAUUCUGUCUGCAGGGUAUGGGAUAUUCGUAGCAAAAUGCAAAUUUAUGCACUGUCAGGACAUGAAAACACUGUUUGCUCAGUUUUCACUCGACCAACGGAUCCACAAGUUGUAACUGGUUCCCAUGAUACAACAAUUAAGUUCUGGGAUCUUAGAUAUGGAAAAACUAUGACGACUAUUACUCAUCAUAAGAAAUCUGUACGAGCUAUGGCCAUGCAUCCUAAAGAGAAUUGCUUUGCAUCGGCAUCAGCAGAUAACAUCAAGAAAUUCAGUCUUCCACGGGGAGAAUUUCUCCACAACAUGCUCUCGCAGCAGAAAACUAUAAUCAACGCAAUGGCAGUAAAUGAUGAAGGUGUUAUGGCCACUGGAGGUGAUAACGGAAGUUUGUGGUUCUGGGAUUGGAAGAGCGGACACAAUUUCCAGCAGGCCCAGACAAUAGUACAACCCGGAUCAUUGGACAGUGAAGCCGGUAUCUAUGCCCUCUCUUAUGACCUCACCGGUACGAGGCUUGUCACAUGCGAGGCUGAUAAGACUAUAAAGAUGUGGAAAGAAGAUGAGCACGCCACUCCCGAGACUCAUCCCCUCAAUUUCAGGCCGCCCAAAGAUAUCCGGCGGUUCUGAUCGAACAAUGAUCGGUUUUGUUUGGCCACAGCUCCAAUUCAUUGCUGGUGCAGAGAAACCGGGUGUUAUCAUACUUCCUCUUUGUAACUUCUUAAACUUUUCUUAGCUUUGUAACAAUUAAUUUAUUUGGGAUUUUGUCCCGUUUGUCCAUCAAAAAAAAAAAAAGAGUAAAAGAACGGAGAACAAUUUAAUAGAAGGAAAUUGACCAUACACAAGAUGGAAUGGAUGAUAUCUAAUUUUCAAAAAAA